Molecule: messenger RNA, 5726 nt
Organism: Clunio marinus
Lineage: Eukaryota; Metazoa; Arthropoda; Insecta; Diptera; Chironomidae
Source: the annotation of a GenBank genome assembly
AAAUUAAUAACUAACAUUGUUGGACUUAACGAAAUCAACAGAAUUGACAACGAUGCCGGAGGUUUUGACAAGCGAGGGGCCGAUUCCAAUGGCAGACGAGCCGGAUUUCUCGAUUUUUGAGAACAAAUCGGGAUUAGCGGAGGAUUUAAAAUUUCUCGCUUCCAUGCCGGAACUUUGCGAUGUUACGUUUCUUGUUGGUGAAACGAGGGAGCCCGUUUGUGCCGUUAGGGCAAUACUAGCAUCACGUUCCCGAGUCUUUCAAAAGAUGCUGUAUCAGCAGCCUUCGCCUCAACAACCGAAGAAAAACAAGGAUCAACCACAACGUGAAACUAAUAAAUUACGUCUAUUCUUGAAGCGGAGUAGUGAGCCGUUGCUUAAUCUUCAAAAUGCAGCCCAACAGGUAAAAUUGAUUAUUGAAGAGUUCGAGCCUGACGUGUUUCGGCAAUUGAUUGAAUAUAUUCACACGGGACAGGUUUGUCUUCAACCGAGAACAUUGUUGGGUGUGAUGAAUGCAAGUGAUUAUUACGGUCUGGAAGAGUUACGUCGAGCAUGUUCGGGCUUUGUUCAAUGUUGUAUUACAGUUGACACGGUUUGUGCACUGUUAAGUUCAGCUGAACGCUACAUUCAAUACAAGUGCACGAAAUCCUUGGUACAAAAGGUUCUCGAGUUCGUUGACGAGCAUGGAAAUGAAGUUUUAAAUUUGGGAUCUUUCACACUUCUCCCUCAACAUGUUGUUCGUUUAAUUCUUGCACGCGAUGAACUUCAAGCAGACGAGUUUACAAAGUUUCAAGCCGCCUUGAUGUGGAGUAAAAAAUAUUGCGACACUAAUCCGACGCCGCUUAAGGAAGUUAUUGGAAACUUUCUCGAAUAUAUUCAGUUCCACAAAAUCCCAGCGAAUGUUUUGAUGCGUGAGGUUCAUCCACUUGGCUUAGUUCCAUACUCUAUCAUCAUGAAUGCUCUAGCAUAUCAAGCAGAUCCGGCUUCUGUUGAUCCUGGUAAGCUUUCCCCAAAUUCUAGUCGCGUAAGACGAGCUCUGAACGACCCCAAUUCCGACCACAUGGCCCUUCCCAAAAUCCGCAAAGCCAAAUCUCAAAGUUUCCGGACCCAUCGUCGUUCACCAUCAGAGAGAAGAAGUCCCGCAAGUCUCGGGCAAUGGAAUCUUAGUAUUGAUCAGAAAUCCAAACGGAAUUCAUUGGGACAAAGAAGUCCAGGCAGUUCGAUUUAUGAAUGCAAUAAAUCUCCAUCACCAUCAAGCCAAUCACAAAGAAGUCCGUUGUCGCGACAAGGAACUGUGCGGGCUUCACAUCGAAGGAAAAACAGCAUGAGCCAAUCAUUGAAUUUAUCUGGUCGUCGAAGUCCCAUGCCACUUGAUCGAAGUCCAUCAGGACGGCGUAGUCCAAAUUAUUUAUCACAUGAAUUGUCGAGAAGCCCGCUUGGAUUUCAAGAUGACAGAAAAAGUCCAACCGCUCGAAGUCCGACAGGUCGAAGAAGUCCAUUGGGAUUCUCACAAAAUUUUGGAAUGUCAAUAACACCAACCGAUCGAAGAAGUCCCGCGAAAGAGAUGGUCAUCCAAAGUUGGAAUGAACGACAGAAGAGUCCAACAUCAUCUGUUCAUUUUAUGGAUCGUAAAAGUCCCGUGGGAUUACAAAAUUUGGGAAUUGGCAGUUAUUACAACGAGACUAGACGAAGUCCAAUAAAUCAGCUUCCGAUUCCACCAAUAACAAUUUCAAAUCCUUCAGAAACUUGCGCUUUGUCACCAAAAUCGAUUGACUCAGGAAAAAUAUCGCUGAGUCGUUUACCAUCACCAGCUAAAGAUGUUUCACCAGCAAAGGAUGAGAAUGUAGAAAAGGUUGAAAAGACUCCGGAAAAGAAAGAAAAGACAAGUGUGAUGAAGGAAAUUCUUGCUUUUGUUCGAAAGCCUUCAAAGAAGGCAACGACAAGAACAGCAUCGAGUCGUUUUGCCGCAGCAUUCUCCAAAUCAGAUAACAAUUCAAAUCAGCCACUCGUCCGUCAAAGUACGUUCUCAAACAUGCCAAAUGCUUCCAGUCGUGCGGGAAGAACAGCAGUCACAAAGCAAAUGUCAUACGAACCGAAAAUAUCUACAAAGUUAAAGAAUGUUGGCUCGAAAAUGUCGUUGCGACUUCGACGAGCCACAGAAUCGAAACAUAAAGAUAAGAAAUCUAGUGGCGAUGACAUCAGCGAUAUGGAAAGCAGUGAUGGCGGUAAAAUUGAUUCAAGAUAUGGGACAAGUGGAAGCAUUGCAUCAAUUGACAACCCUUUUGAAUUGGAAAUUGUCCAUUUUGAGAAAGUCGGUCAAAGUCAUAAAAAGCAUGAACAGAUUGUCGAAGAAGAAAGUCCAAAUCAAGACGGUGUCAAUGAAGGUGCAUCGACAAGUCGUCAUGAAUUGGACAAACCAAGGUCGCUUUAUGAAGAAUUGAAGCGUUCAAUUGAAACACUUUUUGAGAACAAAGAACCGGUUUAUGAGAACAUUGACGAUUUUCGACGUGAUCAAAAGAAUGAUGAAUGUGCUGUCGCCCCCAAAACAACAAUUCAAUGUCCAACAUUUGAAAUUGAACCACCUUCACGAAGGGCUUCAUUUGAUCCACCUCGCUCUCCAUUUUUGGAAAACUUUCGAAGCUUAAGCGACACGGAUCAUGACAUUCCAAGCGGUGAAAGUUUUGAAGUGUUCGAAUCACAUCAGCAUCGUGAAUCGAGCUUUGAAGACCGUCAUUCGUCGAUGGAUACAAGCUUCGAUAUUUCACGUUAUCAAUCUACAAGCUAUGAUGACCAAACAUCAAGCUUUGAAAUCGUUGAGUCACAUUUCUCUGAUUCACAAACACCGCAACCAACACUUCAAGCUGUUCAAGAAGAUUUAAAAACAUCCAAUAUUGAUCUUUCAAAAUCGUCAAUCGAGAUUGUUGACAUUGAAACAUUUCAAAAGUCAACGCCCGCUGGUCGAAAAUCAUCGCUCGAAACACAUUUUGACUUGUCAGAAACUUAUAAAUGUGAAGGUUCACCAAAAAGUGCAUUUGCAUCGACCAACAAACUUCACGAAUGCUUUCCGAUUGGAAUGAAGGCAGCUCAUCAGGCAUCAUUACAUCAUCAACAACAGCAGCAACAACAUCAUCAUCAUCAUCACCAUCAUCAUCAGGCAUCUCACUCACGCACUAAAAGUCCAAUUCUAUCAAAUCAAACGUCGUCGAAUUAUAGCUCUCGUGAUAGUUAUGAUUCUUCAUCAACUUUCGAGCCAUUACCUCAUACACAGCAAGUGUUUGAUUCCAAAAACCCAUUUGCUGACUUAUCGAAACAUCAUUAUCCCUUUCCACGAAAAUAUUCUUACGAUAAGACAUUUCUUUGUAUUGAUAAGCGUUGUGCGGCAAUAUUUGAACCAAGAAAUGAAUCACCACGUCGUCGUACUUCCGGACAUAACACCCAAUUGUUAAACACAACAGACACGUCAAGUGGAAGUGAAUUUGAAGCUCCAUCACCAAGACGCGCAUUAUCAGCAUCGCCCAAGCAUACUUUCACUUUUCGAAUAGUAAUGAAAAAGGUCGAGAGCUCUCCAGAUGAAUUGUGUGCAACAGGUGGCACAAGACAUCAGAGAGAACGCGAACGUUCAAGACGUGAUAGCCGACGGAGAAAAUCUCGAUUGAAUGAUAACAAAGGAAAAAGUUUCUAAAUGUAAAAGCUUUUAUGACUCCCACGGUAAUCUAGUUAGAAUUAAUAAAGCAUACAUUAAAUUUACUUCAUCCAUUAACUUAACAUUAAGAACACAAAUCUUGAAUUCUAAAUUUUUGAGACAUUAAUAAAUUAAUGAAAAAGAGAAAGAAGAAGAAGAAAUUAUAUUUAAAGUCACCAAAAUUGAAUUGUUGUUGCACUGAUUAUAUUUAUAAAGAAAGAAAAAUGUUUCCUUACACAAGAAAAGCUGAACAGAAGCUUUAAUUCCAAAAAUAUAAAACUUUAAGAGAUUUAAUAUAUAUUUAUGAAUGUGUUAUUAAAAGAUUAUUUAUGUGUCAAAAGUGAAACUUUUCAUAUUUAUUAAUGUUUAAACUUUGAGAUAAAUGAAAUGUUGGAAGAACUCUUUAUUAAGAGAAACGAAUUUAAUUAAAAGCAAAAAAAUGCUCACAAAAAUACUCAAAGCCUUAUUUAAGGCAAUCAAAAACAUUUUUUUUCCUUUUGAAAUUUCAAAAGCGUUUAAGUGUAAUUAUAAUAAUUCGAAUGUAAUCCAUUUUCUAUGUCAACAAAAAAUAUAUUUAUCAGCACAUUGAAGUUCAUAAAAUCUAAUUAAAUCAUUAUGUACAACAAAAAAAAGAGAAAAAGUCAAGUUAAUUGGAUUGAAAUAAAUAUGAAGAACGCUUAUCGCUGUAUUUACAUAUGAAAAGCACACCCAACUCAUGAUACCAUAGAAAAUUGAUGAAAUUAAUCGUUAAGCUGAUGCUGAAAAUAUAAUGUCAGGUAUACUGAACGGAGAAUAUUUAUUGAACCGUUGGGAAAAUAAUUUAUUCAGUAUUUUAAAGAGAAAUUAAUUUUAAUUAAUUGUGAAUUGCGCUCUCCCUUUUCAUGAUAAUAUCUCUGAUACUAAAUGAUGGAAAAUUUUAAACCUUAAGGUUCAGGAAUUGAUCUUCUGAAAAAUAAAUAUCACAUGUUAUUUAAUGAUCAACAUCUUCCUGAAAAAUUCACAGAAUGUUAAGAUUAAGUAAUCUUUUCAAACAUAGCCUGCGGGUUAAACAAAGAAUUUCAUCACAAAACGUUAUGAUUUGAUGAGAAAGAUAAAAAAAACUUUUUCUAAUUAUCUAAUUGCCUUCUCGUUAUCAUUUUUAUCAUCCCCAUGAAUGUUCUUACAUCAUCAUAAUAUAAAUGAUUGCUAUUUAAUACUAAAUGCUUGCCUAGUUGUACAAAAAAAAACAGAAAGAAAAAGUGUUUGUUAGGUUUUCCUUCCAAAAGCAAAUAACCAAGAGGCUGACAAAGUGAAAUUGACUCGAUGCAGUUUAUUUUCCGUUUAGGAAAUGUCUUAAUUAAUAUUAAUUGGAAAUAUCAAUAAUGGUUAAGAAUCACUUGAAAAAUCGAGGUUUAGAGAUAAUUUAUUCCAUUUUUAGAAGUAACUAAAUAAGUUAGUGAAGCGUUCGGGAAGUUAAGGUAAUCGAUAAAAAAGAGAAAUUUUUUCAACGUAAUUUCUUAAUGGAUUCAAACAUUUUGAGGAAAGUGAAUUAAUAGAUUUAUUGUGCGUUUUCUUGUUAUAUGUGAUUGAUUUCAACUUAUAAGUUUCCAUUCAAUUGGAACAGAAAUGUGAUUCUAAGCAAUUAAACUUCACAUAGACAAUGCAAGCUAACAGUACGUGAUCUGGUAGAAUCUGGGUAAUUCGAUAGGAAGUUAAAUGACUACAACCUGAGAGAAUGUUAGUUACGAACUGGUUCGCUUUAUUAUCAACUUCCACAAGUUAUUGACGUGCGCAUUCAUGAGAAUUGUUUUCAAAAUUUAAUUAAAACAGAGAAAAAGUUGAGUAAUUAAAAAAGUUUAUCGAUCUUUAAUUCCAACACCAUAAGGAACACCCGAUACCCUCAAUGUGCCAAUAAACCUCAUCUAUAAUAAAUUAUUAAUGUACGUUUUGAAGAAUAUAUUGAGUCAAACGCAUUCUUUCAACAAACAAAAUAAAAUUUAUUGUUUUACAAAUAAAUUGAUAAAAAGAGAACAAAUAGUUCUCUCAUUACGAUGAUGGAAUAAAAGAA